GGGAAGCUGUGUAGUAAACCAGCACAACAAAAACCCUGAGGAGCUACACCGUCUCCGACACUGUACGAGGUUUUUUCAAUGGCUUUGAGGAAUAAGAUUCCAUGGUGGCACGGCGUUGCUGCUCUGUUCGGAGAAUCCUAUCGCCGGUGUUACGCCACCAGCAGCAAAGUGGACCUGAAGAAACUCCGCCCCAUGAUUCUCAAAAGAAUCGAGAAACGCUCCCAACUUUACCCCAUUCCCUCCAUGAUUCCCGUUGCCAACGAGGUUCUCCUCUCUAGGAAUGUUCUCAUCCAUGGCGUUUCCACCCUCCUCAAUCACUUCCCUCUCAUGUCUUGCAAAUUCUGUCCAGAGAUAUAUAUUGGUGAGAAGGGGCAUUUAAUUCAGACUUGCCGGGGUUACAAGCAUCGUGCCAAGCAUCAGGUUCAUGAAUGGGUCCAAGGUGGUUUGAAUGAUAUACUUGUUCCUGUUGAAACAUUUCACUUGAAGAACAUGUUCCAAAGUGUUAUUAGGCAUAAUCAAAGGUUUGACUUUGAUCGCAUCCCUGCUGUUGUUGAGCUAUGCUGGCAAGCCGGGGCUGAUCCCCAUGAUGAAAACCUUAAUUCAAGUAAUUGGAACUUGGAGGAUGCAAAUGGCAUUGUUGAUGGAACUGAGUCCUUGUCACCAAGUGAUCUUGCCUCUAUAGCAAAUAAAACUGUCAAUGCUUGGGAGACUCUCAGGUCUGGGGUGGAGAAGUUGUUGUUGGUUUAUCCGGCAAAAGUUUGUAAAUAUUGUUCUGAGGUGCAUGUUGGGCCGUCUGGCCAUAAAGCUAGGCUCUGUGGAGUGUUUAAGUAUGAAAGUUGGAAAGGAACUCACUUUUGGACAAAAGCUAAUGUGGAUAAUUUAGUGCCACCAAAGAUUGUAUGGAAACGAAGACCUCAAGAUCCUCCUGUACUUUUGAAUGCAGGGAGAAACUUCUAUGGGCGUCUUCCAGCUGUAUUGGAUCUGUGCACAAUAGCUGGUGCUAUUGUGCCUGCUAAGUAUAAUAUUAUGAUGAAAGUGCAAGGUAUGUCUGGCCCUGCUAAUAAUAAGAUCUGGACGGGCAUUAGAUAAACAAACUUAUGCAAGCAACUGUGAGUUGAAUGCUGAUCCGGCACUCAAUCAGGGAAUGUCUGGAGAAGAAAUCUGACUUGUCAUUACUUUCAUCUACGAUUUUCUGCAUAAUUUUAAGAGCUAUGAAAAUCUCAGACAUAUAUAUGUGGCUGGACUUGAUGGCGAUGGACCCGCUCCUCAGGUUGCACAAAGGUAAUCUAAUGUUCUACUUCUCCAGUCAAAGAUCCCAGUUUUCAGUUUUGAUUAUUUUUGUAAACCUUGUGGAAUCAUUAGUCCUAUAAUUGCUUGAAAUAUUGACACAAGAGAUACUGCGUCUGUUGUUGUACAUAUCUGUAGCAAGUUCAUCCCUGCCAAAACAGGGGGCAGUUUAUCUCAGAAAUUUCAUUUUUCUUGACGUAUCACAUGAAUAGAAGCUCUGCUUUAUUUUCUAUCAA
Lotus japonicus is the source of this 1523-nucleotide messenger RNA. RefSeq names its product APO protein 4, mitochondrial. The transcript has 4 exons. NCBI's taxonomy places the organism in Eukaryota, Viridiplantae, Streptophyta, Magnoliopsida, Fabales, Fabaceae. The record is from RefSeq and is a predicted model, not a curated record. The coding region runs from base 79 to 1089 and encodes 336 amino acids. Gene Ontology annotation, molecular function: RNA binding.